This is a messenger RNA of Selaginella moellendorffii, 3761 nucleotides long. Its product is annotated as calcium-activated potassium channel subunit alpha-1. Gene Ontology annotation, cellular component: membrane. Bases 491 to 3682 code for a protein of 1063 amino acids. Gene Ontology annotation, biological process: potassium ion transport. NCBI's taxonomy places the organism in Eukaryota, Viridiplantae, Streptophyta, Lycopodiopsida, Selaginellales, Selaginellaceae. The record is from RefSeq and is a predicted model, not a curated record. The transcript is spliced from 18 exons.
GAAGCCCACAGGCAAUGGCAGAGCCCAAUGGAGAUGGUAAAAAGACUUUUCCCCCUUCUCCUGGAUUUCCUUUGAUCGCUAUGCUUUUGAUUUUCCACUGGAGCCUUUGAGAUUGCGGCGUCUUUUCUGAUCGUGAUGCUUCGAUCCAUAGAUUUUCUCGAGAUUCUUCAUCGACUGGAGCCUUGGAUGGUUCUCGAUUUUUAUGGAAGGUCAAAUAUCUUUUAUGUGGGACAAGACAACACAGCGCAAUGUGUGUCGCGGUGUCACCUUGGAAGCCAUCGAUGUGUCCUGCACACGUAGUGGUGGAACAAAAAUCAUGGGAUAAUGUCGCUGCCUCGCCACGAGCUGGCAGCAUGGUUCCGCAAGUUAAGCUUUCUCCUCUUUAUUUUUAAGCUUGCGCUGAUCGGAGCGUUAGCUUUUUGAUGUGUUUGUAGAUUGUGAUAGAGAUUCGUGGCAAGCAGCAGAUUGCCACAACAUCAAUCCGCAAGCUAUGGCAACUGUGCGAAGAAAUUCUCGCUCAGAUAUCGAGCACGAAACUUCUAGGCGCGGUGAUCACACUGAAGUAACAGUUCCAGCACUCGAGAGGAAUGCCCCUUAUUCCGGAAAGAAAGCUGUUACUCGAUCUCGGACGCUGUCCAUCGCUCCAACGGGGCAGUGCACUCCAAUUCUAGACGAUGACGAGCUGGGCAGUAAUCUGGAGCCAGGGUCUCGGCCACGGGAGAGCGAAGAACAGCUUGACUAUUCUCUUGGGAAAUUCAGGGGUUCCGCCAAGUAUUUCUUCGUUCGCUCUUUGCUGUGGUUCAAGGAUCGAGGCGAGGGGAAGACAGUUGAUGCUACUGAGGAUGUUCUUGCCAGAUACCACAACUUAUACCUCUAUGGAGCGGUUCCACUGACGAUUAAAGUGAGAACAGCCAUUCGCAGUGGUUCUCUGGGACAUAUUUUACUGUGUCUAGAGUUUCUCGCGGCUAUGCUGUCGAUUGUGGCGUACUUAAGAUCAACCUAUGCACAGACAACGCAGCUCUGGGCUCUAACAGUGAGAAAAAUCGUAGCUCUCUUUUUCGUGGCUGAUUAUCUCUUAAAGGUCUACAUUGCUCCUGUCCGUUUCUAUUACAUAACCUCAGUAACUGGAGUGGUUGAUCUCUUGAGUACAUUACCAAUACUUUCCUUGUGGAGCAAGUUUCGAAAUGAGGGUGCCAUUCCUCAGAUGCUACUGGUUCUUCGAGCCUUAAGAAUUUUGCCUGCCUUUGCUGCUUUUGGGAUUGUUGGCGGUACAGUUGGACAACAGAUUUUUCUUCUAACGAUCUAUACACUUGGCGCCGUUUUUAUCGCUGCUGGAAUACUUCAAUGGGUUGAGUAUAAAGCCACCUCCGCUGCAACCAAGGCAGAGGAAGGCUGUGACCCCGAAGGCUGCUUUACAUUUUACGACGCUUUUUACUUCAUCGUCGUUACAAUCACUACUGUUGGCUAUGGAGACUUUACACCAAAAUCCGAUCUCGGUCGGCUUGUAACACUUGCUGUUAUGCUUAUAGCCGCGCUUAUUCUUCCCGCGCAGUUUAGCAAAAUUUUGCAGCUUGCAUCACGAAGGCCCUAUGGUGGAAGGAUUGCUGUGCAAAAGGCUAUCGGUUGUAACUUCAUAGUCAUAAGUGGGAAGAUUUCUUUUCAGACCGUUCGACAUUUUCUAUCUGGAUUCUACCAUCCCAGCCAUGACAAAAAUAUGGCAGCAUUUCCUGUCCGUGUAGUUGUCAUGGCUCCAUUUAAACCCUCGUACGAUAUGAAGACACUGCUUAACCGUUACGAAGGACGGGUUGAAUUUAUCGAAGGAACACCGAUGAAAGAGUCAGAUUUAGAUCGAGUGUGUGCUUCGUUCGCCACAGCCGUGUUUUUACUUGCGGAUGAGCAUGCAAAGGACUUUGAUGCUGAAGACUCUGCUCAGAUAACACGAACUCUUUCCGUGCAUCGUUACUGUGGACCCAAUGUUCGAGUGAUUGUGGAGCUACUGAAACCCGAGAAUUCCAACAAUGCCAUCUGGGACGAAACUGAGAGUGGAAUCGAGAUCAUUUCUCCCGAGGCAGUGCGCUUUCAGCUCUUGGCUCGCAGCUGCCAUGUUCCCGGAUUUUCUACGUUGGUGAUCAACCUCUUUCGAUCAGGAUCACUCCUAAGGCAUGCAAAUCCAUGCCACUGGAUGAGCGAGUACAAUGACGGCCUUCGCCAGGAAAUAUUUCCAGUUAUCUUGCCGUCUUACUUUCACGAGGAGAGUUUGAAGUAUGAAGAGGUUGUGGAGAUUGUAUAUAUGAGCUACAACGUAAUUCUUAUCGGUUUGGAUGUGGUGUUACUGAACAAAACUCGUGCUGUGAAACUCUAUCCACGAGGCCGUCUCGUCACUCCAAGCGACAUUGGCCUCGUCAUCGCCAAAGACUUGGAAACAGCAGAAGCUGUUUCAAAGCACUCUAAAUCCAAACGAUCGAUUAAACGAGCAGCCACUGGUGUCAAAGUGGCCUUGAAAAGCAUAAAAAAGUCCCAGCAGCACGACAUGGAAACGGGGAUCGGAGAAAACACCGACUCAUCCAGUAUCAACAGGCAACAGACGGAUCUCCAAGCCCAGUUUCGCCAUUUCUACAAACCUUCGAUCGACGAACAACAGCAAAAUCAGUCAUCAGAGGUGGACUUCGUGUCGUCUCUCGAGGAGGCGAUCGACGCAGCGAUGCAGUGGCCUCCUCUCCGCAAGCGCUACAAACCGGUUUCGCCAGUCCUGGAAAGAAGAGCAGACGCAAUACAAGCAAACCUCGAACAGCGAACGAUGCGAGUGGUUCUACUGCCUCGACCGCACAUCCUGGUGUGCAUCGAAGGCAAGUGGCCUCUCAAUCUCUUCUACUUCGUGAGCAACUUGCGAACAACAGCUCCAGUGGUUCCUGUGGUGAUCUUGCAUCCAAAUACGCCCAGCGCUCCAGACUGGGGAUGCGUCGGCCUCUUCGACGACGUUUUCUUCGUCAAGGGCUCGGCCUUGUUCGAGCUCGACUUGGUGCGAGCCGGAGUUUUACAGGCCCAAAAGGUGGUGAUACUCACGCAGAGAUUCGAGGACGACGACUCCAAGCCCCGGGAGGACACGGUUUCAUCGCCAGUGAAUACUCUGGACGUGAAGAACAUCGUGAUCGCCGCAAAUGUGGAGAGGCUUGUAUCCCCGGCCAGGGACCGAGUCCUGGUGGAGCUCCAGCAGGAAAACCAGCUCCAGUUUCUACGUCCGCAUUAUAAGAUCGACGCCAUGCAGUUCCAUCACAAGGAUUUCCAGCGAAACUCAGAUGCAAAGCUCCAGUUUUGUCCUCCCUUUACGGCAGGCAAAGGACUUUGCCCCGCAGCCUUCACAUUCUUGACAUAUGCUACGUAUUUUAACAGGAACACUCUAUCCAUAAUCGAGCAGCUCUCCUGUGGGAGGCGAGUUGGGGACGAUGAAGAUGGUGAAGUAAACUCGAUACGCAAGCUGGAGCUAAUUCCAGUACCAGACUGCUACAUUGGCUUGAGCUUUGGGGAGAUGUUCGCUGGACUAUUGCGCAACGACAAGGCCUCCUUGGCGUUGGGCCUUUACCGUCCCCCUGGAACACAUUGUUCCUUGGUUUCCUAUGUUAGUACCAAUCCAACCUCGUCUAUACAGCUUGUGUAUAGGGACUUGAUCUAUGUCCUCCACUAGAAGAAUCACACAAUUGAUUUUAGUAGGUGUUCUGUUGUUUUAGUAAUUUAACACAAAAUAAAUUUCUUUUUUCCUGAAA